Molecule: messenger RNA, 303 nt
Organism: Cylicostephanus goldi
Lineage: Eukaryota; Metazoa; Nematoda; Chromadorea; Rhabditida; Strongylidae
Source: the annotation of a GenBank genome assembly
AUGCAGCACCCUCAAAGGAGAUCGAAACAAACAGGAACUGAGUUCUGUUCCACUAGGAUAGUAGUUCCUGCUACUGGAGCGUUCAAGAGCAACUACAACUUAAAGCUCAUCUACGAUUUUGCCGACAAAUUUGGUGCUGGUGUUGGAGCAUCUAGAGCUGCUGUGGACUCUGGUUAUGUUCAUAGUGACACGCAGGUCGGACAAACUGAAACGAUUAUUGCACCGGCACGUGAACUGUAUAUCGCUAUUGGUAUCUCUGGUGACAACAUUUGGCUGAAAUCAAGGACAGGAAGCAGCUUGUGA